Alternaria alternata is the source of this 1119-nucleotide messenger RNA. RefSeq lists its product as hypothetical. The transcript has 3 exons. Lineage: Eukaryota; Fungi; Ascomycota; Dothideomycetes; Pleosporales; Pleosporaceae. The record is from RefSeq and is a predicted model, not a curated record. Bases 105 to 992 code for a protein of 295 amino acids.
UUUUCAUGGUUAACGUUUUGAAGCCAUGUGCGGGUGGUAGGACCAAUAAGCGGAUUUCCCCGGAAACGCGAUGGGUCUGACCAAUGGGUUCGACCGGGGAGUAAAUGAAGAUCCUCUUUUCACAGAGGUCACAUCCAUGCUUGCCACCGCCACGUUUUUGUUUCUUCACCCGUUGUAACAGCACAUAUAGAGGUUCAAAGUACUUUCUUCUUUCUAGAUUCCGCAUCAAAACCUUAAUCGCCAAAAUUCACCGGACCUGUCUCCGAUUCAAUACGCCGAUUAAACAUCAAGUAAACCCCUUACCCGAACUGGAAAAAGAAGAAGAGCUGGAUUCUGAUGAUGAACAUAAUCAAUCGGUCAGAAUCGCCGAGGAAAGGAAUAGAGCUGCGCAUUAUAGGCGAAGAGCAGAAGCACUUCGCGAAAGGCUACGAAGGGGCGAGGAGAUACCACUUGACGAUAUCACUGGCCCAUACGUAAUGUUCUCAUCCGAUUACCUCAGAUUCUACGUCGAGGACAUGCUCCCCAGACAUUCCUUCGGUGCAUUCGAUAAUUGGGAUGUUGGAACCAUCGAGAUCCGCCCAGGAGCCCUGAGGCCCUUCGAUGGAAAUCGCAGCAAUGCCCUUGGAAUACAGUGUUACCUUAUGGAUCAGCCAAAUGAAGGGCUUUGGAUAAAAUUGGACGAAAUUCCAGAUUUUGCGGACACACAUGCUUUCCAUGUCGACACUAUUGGAGGAGAUGGUGAAUUAAAUCACGCCUACAUUACAUUUCUGGGGGAGGGUGUCAUUGAGUUGCGCCUCGAAGGUCGAGCGCUAGAUGCCGAGCAUGUAUAUACAGCUGAUCGGUCACAAUGGGGACGGCCGAAGGCACCUCAGGAGGUGCGCUACAUUGGGGUGCAAGACGAAGACGAAGUGAUUCCGGAAAACGUAUACGAUUCAGAGGAAUGGGACAUGGACGCAGAGGAUGGCUCAGAGGAUGGCUCAGAGGAUGAUUAGUGAGCUUCCGGCAUUAUUCUAAGGGAAGGAGGAAUAUCCCGUUGCUCUCUGCUCUCAGGUCAUAGGUUGUAUUGGGCUGAUCUAGGCUAGUAUGCUAGGAAACCCUACUAUAUAGUCUCUUGUCACC